UCUCUCUCUCUCUAUAUCUCUCUCUACACUCGUCGUCGUCGUCGUCUUCGUGGAGUGUCGACGAGGAGAUCGAGACGAGGAGAUAAAUCCGAGGAGGAAGAGGAGGAGGAGGAGGAGGAGCUUCGAUCGCGAUAGCGAGAGGAGAUUCGCCGAGGCGCGGGGAGCGGAGCCCAUCUUGUGUUACAAGAAGCCCCCUCCCCACCUCCUCCCCCCACUGCUCCCUCUCCCUCCGUCGCUUUCGAUCGCUUCGAAGUUUCCGCUCCGAUCCCUCGCUAGGGUUUGGAGCGCGUGGUUUGAUCGGGGGGGAGGAGGAGGAGGAGAGGGGGGAGAGGGGGUGGAUAAGAUCGGGUGGUUUCUCAUUUCGAUUGGUCUAGGUUGUAGAGUCGUCGUCGUCGAUUAGGGCUCUCAUUUCCCCCGCUUCGUUUGGUGUGAUCGAAGCCGUAGUCGUUUUCGAUUUCGUUUUUGCUGUCGUUUUGAGUAACUUCGGGGUUUUAGGGUUCAUGAUUCCUGUUCCGACGUCGAAAUUCGAUAUUUGGAUGGUUUUCUAGGGUUUCUGAUUCCCCGGUGAGAUUUGUCUUCCAAAAUUGUUCGAAUUUUGUCCUCUGCCCUUCCAGUUUCCACCCAAUUUCUGAAAUUUAGCUUGAAUUACCGAUCAUUGCUGUGUAAGAACGUAGAAUUCAGAACCCUAGAACCAUGUGGAGCGACGUGAAGCCGAUUCUGAGACCCCGCCCUGACUCCAACGACGACGCCGAUUACUUCCCCUCGACGCCGCGCAAGGACUGGUCGAUCGGCGUCGCGAAGGUCGUCUCCUUCCUAGCCGUGUUCAUGGCGGGGCUCAUCCUCGGCUCCUCCAUCAACGCCCACUUCGGCCGCUUCUACACCUCCCAAGCCGACCUCUUCUUCCCGAGAGCCGUGUACUCCGACUGUGACGGGAACUGCUUGUCCCUGAAGCACUUCAUCAAGCCGUCACAUUUGAUGCAUUCCAUGACUGAUGAGGAGCUCUUCUGGAGGGCUUCGAUGGUGCCGAGGAUGGCGGAGUACCCGUUCCAGCGGGUUCCGAAGGUGGCGUUCUUGUUCAUGACGAGGGGAGCGCUUCCGUUCGCGCCGCUGUGGGAUCGGUUCUUCAAAGGGCACGAAGGGUUGUUCUCCGUUUACGUGCAUAGUUUGCCGGAUUAUCGGCUUAAUGUGUCGAAGGAAUCAGCUUUCCACGGCCGGCAGAUCCCCAGCGAGGAAGUAUCUUGGGGCUCCAUCACACUAGUUGAUGCCGAAAAGCGCUUAUUAGCCAACGCACUGCUUGACUUCUCCAACGAGCGCUUUGUCCUCCUAUCGGAAAGCUGCAUCCCUGUAUACAACUUCCCAACGGUAUACGAAUACCUAAUAAGCUCUGCCUACAGCUUUGUCCACUCCUUCUUUGACGACUCCAAACAAUGCAAAGGCCGCUACAACCGCCGCAUGGCUCCUCUCAUCAAGCUCUCUGAAUGGCGAAAAGGUUCCCAGUGGUUCGAACUCAACCGCGAGCUGGCCACAAGUAUCAUAGCCGACCGCAAAUAUUAUCCGCUCUUUCCAAAGUAUUGCAGGCCCUCUUGCUAUCCUGACGAGCACUAUAUUCCGACGUACUUGUAUAUGUUUCAUGGAGGGUCGAAUGCAAACAGGAGUGUCACGUGGGUCGACUGGUCGAGAGGUGGGCCCCACCCCGCGAUGUACGGGGCGAAGGAUAUUACAGUGGAAUUCAUCCAGGCGAUUAGGAAUAAUGGGACGAAAUGUGAGUAUAAUUCUCAGCCGACUUCGGUUUGCUAUCUCUUUGCCAGGAAGUUCGCUCCCGCUGCGCUCGAGCCAUUACUCAACAUCAGUUCGACGGUGAUGGAAUUUUAAUCUUCUUUUUUUUUUUAAUUCGAAUCCUUUUGAUACAUUUGCGUCUCUCGCCCCUCGAUACAUGGAGAUUAAUAAUGGUCAUUUUUUCUGGAUCAUGGUGGGUGGAAGUUACCUCACUUCCUUUCAAUUAGUUGCUAAACAUUGAAGGCAGCAGCAUGGUCAGUCUGCUGCACCUACUCUCUAUAUAUUUUGGAAUAUUUCAUACUAGUCCUCCACAGGUUGGUGCUUUUUUUUUUUACCCCUUUUUUCCUCCCCUAAGGACUUUGUUUAGAUUACUAAUUUUGUGAAUACCACCUCAUCAUUCAUUGGAUUAUUGUUAUUUAGAAAUGUCAGAUGAUAGAUACCCAAAAUAUCAGUGUUGAAUGCUUUUGAUUAAAAGUUCGGGAUUGGUUAUUGGUUUAUUGAUAGACUGAUACUGAAGUCUAUAGUUUUUUUUUUUAGUUUUUUUUUUUCUCGGGGGGUAAAAAUGUAAAGAACUUACAUGAACUAUGAGCCAUUUUGAUUCAA
Molecule: messenger RNA, 2379 nt
Organism: Ananas comosus (pineapple)
Lineage: Eukaryota; Viridiplantae; Streptophyta; Magnoliopsida; Poales; Bromeliaceae
Exons: 2
Coding region: 694-1872 (392 amino acids)
Cellular component (GO): membrane
Molecular function (GO): glycosyltransferase activity
Source: RefSeq, a predicted model, not a curated record